UCCAAUGCCCACCCUAAACUGUGCCAGUUGUUCGACUCGAUCGAUGCUCAGUCAUCGACAAGUUGCCAAACAAAGCGACAUUAAAUAAACCUUAUCAGAAACUACUCAAUGGCUGAACAGAACGAACCAUUGUGCGGUGGGAUAUCGAGUGAGCUGCAGGACUCUGAUUUACAGGAUGCCCUGGAUAUAUUGAACACAUCGCUGGACAAAUUGGCCAGCAAGGGCGAUAAGCCCAGCUUAAAGGUUGUUAAAGUGAAGUCUGUGACGUCACAGGUGGUUGCCGGCACUCUCUAUCGCUACAAGGUUCAACUCGCCCAGGGCGAUGCCAUCAAAGAGAGCGACGUGAAGAUCUGGUCACGGCCCUGGCUGCCAGAGAACGGCACCAAUAUAACAAUCAACCUAGAGGGCGAUGACAACGUUAUCGAAAGUACUUUUUAAAUAAAUAAUUAGUUAUUUUUGAU
Messenger RNA from Drosophila navojoa, 461 nucleotides. Its product is annotated as cystatin-like protein. Gene Ontology annotation, molecular function: cysteine-type endopeptidase inhibitor activity. The record is from RefSeq and is a predicted model, not a curated record. Lineage: Eukaryota; Metazoa; Arthropoda; Insecta; Diptera; Drosophilidae.